UUGGUUAGCUGGAUGCUAGCACAUGCUGUCUACUGUUACCGGGGCUGCAGCAGUGAUGGCUCUCCCAUAAAGCGGGGGAGCGGGUCUGUGUUUUCCGACCAAACGCCGAGAGAAGUGCCGUGACCAUGGCUGGAGUUUUCGACAUCGAUUUGGAUCAACCGGAUGAGAAUGUCUCUGACGACGAACUGGAGGAAGGGGGCCAGCUCAGUGAAUACAUGGACCAAUGCAGUGGCUUUGAAUUUAACAUGGACGACUGUGAGAAGUUUGAAAUAUCAGAAAACAGCGUAAAUAAGGGAACAGAGCAGAUCAGGCCCGAAUGCUUUGAGCUGCUCAAAGUUUUGGGGAAAGGUGGCUAUGGAAAGGUGUUUCAAGUUCGGAAAGUGUCAGGUGCCAACUCUGGGAAGAUAUUUGCCAUGAAAGUUUUAAAGAAGGCCAUGAUUGUGCGUAAUGCAAAAGACACAGCACACACCAAAGCUGAGAGAAACAUUCUGGAGGAGGUGAAGCAUCCCUUCAUUGUGGACCUAAUCUAUGCCUUCCAAACUGGGGGAAAAUUGUACCUCAUCCUGGAGUAUCUGAGCGGUGGGGAGCUUUUCAUGCAGCUGGAAAGAGAGGGCAUUUUCAUGGAGGACACAGCAUGUUUCUACCUGGCUGAGAUCUCAAUGGCACUGGGACACCUGCACCAGAAAGGCAUCAUCUACCGAGAUCUGAAGCCUGAGAACAUCAUGCUCAACAACCACGGGCAUGUGAAGCUGACAGACUUUGGUCUGUGCAAGGAGUCCAUCCAUGACGGGACGGUCACCCACACCUUCUGUGGGACUAUCGAAUACAUGGCUCCUGAGAUCCUGAUGAGGAGUGGGCAUAACCGAGCAGUGGAUUGGUGGAGCUUAGGGGCUCUAAUGUAUGACAUGCUGACGGGAGCGCCUCCAUUCACUGGUGAAAACAGGAAGAAGACGAUUGAUAAAAUCUUGAAAUGCAAACUCAGCCUUCCACCUUACCUCACACAAGAAGCCAGGGACCUCCUGAAAAAGCUGCUGAAACGAAAUGCCUCACUGCGACUCGGAGCUGGGCCAGGAGAUGCUGCAGAGGUCCAGGUCCACCCAUUCUUUCGACAUAUAAACUGGGACGACCUCCUCGCCCGGAAAGUUGAGCCUCCAUUCAAACCUUUCCUGCAAUCAGCUGAUGAUGCCAGCCAGUUUGACUCCAAGUUCACCAGCCAGACUCCCGUGGACAGUCCUGAUGACUCAACCCUCAGCGAGAGUGCCAAUCAGGUCUUCCUGGGUUUCACAUAUGUAGCCCCAUCUGUGCUGGAAAAUGUCAAAGAGAAGUUCUCGUUUGAGCCAAAGGUCCGCUCACCACGGAAGUUCCCUGGAAGUCCAAGAACACCUGUGAGUCCAGUGAAGUUUGUAGGAGGGGACUGUUGGCCCCGGGGUCCCACGCUGACUGGCUGCCCCUCCCUUCUAUCCCCCAGUAACUCUUUAGACCAGCCCAUGGAGGUCUCAACGGUGGAGCAAAUGGACACAAGCAGCAGCAGUAACUGUGAGGCCUCUGCUCCUCUCCCAAUCCGACACCCUUCAGGCAUCAAUGCAGGGCCAUACAAAAAGCAGGUCUACCCCCUGAACUCCAAGAGACCCGAACACCUACGGAUGAACCUAUGACGCUCGGCUUGCUUGUGAACACUAGGACUCUUCUAAUUCUUCUUCCUCUUCCUCUUUUAUUGGUUUAAAGAGGCUUGUAGAAUCUUUUUAAAUUGACUGACUGACACUGUCAAUGCUGAUCACCAGCUCUUCCAGCAGCGCCUUUCCGUCUCUCGGCCUCUUAAAGUCCUCCUGACUCAGCCUGGUCUCCACAGCCUGAUGCAGAUAAUAAGCAGGUUCUCCAGUGAGAGCAAAUAUGGAGGAGAAGGUGCUCCUCAAUGAAAGUUGGCUUGGUAAUGCUAGCUGAAGUAGUUCUGGUGUAUUUAGCUGGCUUUAUUAUAUGAUUGACUGGUGCUCUUUUAUCUUGACAAUGUUACUUUUAGUUUUAAAAAGCAAUGCCUCCAUCACCAUCACAGUGAGAUAUAUCAUAACGGGGGUAAUUAUUUAUUUCUCAAUAGGCCAGUUUUUUUCUCUUUAAUGAUCAUGUUAAGAUAAACCAUGCGGAUCACUCCGUUAGUAAGCAGGACGCUCUAUGACAGUAUUUCACCUGAGGAGCUCUGUGCACGCUUUGAUGAAUCCAUUAGGGUUCAAAGUUGGGUUUAAUUUUUGGUUUUAGGAGAAUCAAUGAAAGCCAAACUCAACAUAUAAGUAAUCCUUUUAGAUGAAAACAUCCUUUUUUUGGGUAAGAACAGUUGAUGCUUAAAACUAACAACAAUGCAACCGUUUCAGAAAAUGAAUUGGUUGCAGUUUGGUCAGGUUAAGUAGGGAUGUUCCUAGAUUGGUAGUUUCCUUGUUGGUGAAAUGGAAAGAGAGAUCUCAAAUGAGUAAGCUUACAUUACUUAAUGCUUUAAAUUUGUCAUGAAUAUGAAGUGAUAUUUUUUAAUCAGGAUGAAAGUUUUGCAGAAACACCAGAAAGAGCUUAGCAAUUCUUGAAGUGACUUAAUUCACUAAACAACUGUCCUGGAAACAACUUCAGAAUAAGAGCGUUAAGUGAAAUGCGGAUAGCUCAAUGUGGGCUUUGAAAAAAUCAAGCUUUUACUUUGAAAAGUACACCAGAGGAAGUAUUGGUCCUACAUUUCAGGCCUGGGAUGCAUUGACAGACAUAGCAUGAUGCUCAUUGAGUGCCAUCUUUGCAUUUUGGGCUCACAAAACUCUGAACUCUGGGUAACUUGUAGAAGAGAUGGGAAAGCAGACCCCUUAACCAAGGCUCUAGCAAACAUAUAACAGUUAACCCAAACACACAGCCAAAAAACAAAGAGAGAAUUUGUUUGGCUGAAACUUAAUUCUGGUGUCAACUUGCAAAGAUGAGGAUGUUUAGUUGUUUAUUUGUCUAAAAUCUAGUGAAGAAAAACAUGAUCUGUGUAAAAAGAACAACUUAAAGGUCCACCAUAUUGAUAGAGACUCCUGUCAGAGUAGUUUUGGUCUUUGGACAGAAUUAAGUGCAUUGUAAUGUCAGUAAAUACUGCAUUUUUCUCUAUAAAUUAAUGUGCGUUUAAUAUCACAAUUCCCCACAGUAAGAGUUUAUUGAAAAUAUGCAGGAAAUGCUUGCCCUUUCUCCGUCAGUCAUGCUUUAUAGAGAGUUUCAGGGCACAACAAUAAACUCACAAUCAACUCUGCUAACAUUACAAUUAGCCCAGGGGCCCCCUGUAGGUUUGAUCUUUGGGUGGAUGCAGGUUUUAGGUUCAUCAGAAACCUUUAAAGGGAAGGUUUUGCUGGCUUAUCGCAAUGGCAAUGAGACGGCAAGAUGCAAGUUGUGUAAAACGUCCAUAAAAGAAAGGCAGUGUUGCAGCACCAAAAGUAAACCUCAGGGUGAAAUACUGUGUUCAGGGGGUCCUGCUAGUUUGCAGCAUUAUUGGAUGAUAAUUCCUCAGUAGUCCUUUAUGUUUGAAGAAAACAAUCACAUUGCAUUUUUUACUAGAGAAGUUAGAGCACGACUUCUGGAAAAGCAGCUAUAAAAAGAAGAAAUGAAAUUUUAGCUGAACACAUAUCACUUCCACCAUAAUCGAUACCAAAUGACUGGGAUGCUUUCUGUAGGAGGCCUUUGUUUCAGAAGCACCGUUUAGUUCCUUUGUGUUGAAUGUAAACAGACUCUAGAUGCCUUUUUUUUAGUAUGUCACUUAAAUCUCCUGAAGCCCCCCAAGCUGACAGAAAGAUAUGAUACCUGCAAAGCCCCCGCAUUUGUGAUACAGAUGUAUAAAUUACCUGUUCGGAUGUGCAUGAGACACAAUGGGCUUUAUCGAGGUCCGCUGAAAAGUCAUCUGUAGCAGUAUCAGAUACCCAGCAGCUCCUCUGACUGAUGUAUCAGAAAAAUAGAUCUAGUCAGCUCAAGCGUGUGGAUGGUUGUUAUAAUGCAGGACUUUGACCUUGGAGACAGAGGGUGAGAGCUCACUUGAAACAGAAAGGCAAAGUUGAAAUAUUGUUGUUUACGGACUGCUAUCUGCUUCCUAAACUAACCGCAUUUUUUGUAAACCUAAGGGUGCAGGGUGUUCAUGUGAGAAACAUAUUAGAAAGAACACUGUAGCAAAAGCCUGAAGAAUGUAUGUAUAUGUAACUAUAUGCAUAAAGACUAUAUACAGAUGGACAACACAACUCAACAUCCUCUGGUUAUGAAAAGAUGAAGCCAAAAUAUCCCCCAAAAGAGUUCUGACAUCAUUUAACGUAAAAUCCAUAGCACCUGUGUCGCUAUUUUAGUAUCAUCUGUGCUUUUACUGUAUGGAGUUGGACUGACAGAGGAGUCACUUCAGGGAGCUAAUUGAUCUGGAGCAGUGAUUAUAUCUGCGUUAAGAGUAGCCUUUGUUGUUAAAGGUUAUGACUGGACUAAAGUCACAUUUGGUAUGAACAGCUCCAGCUGUGCACUGGUGCUGUCUGUUAGAUAUCCCAGCACAUUCUGAGCAAUGAAGCUGUUGUUUGCAAUACACAAUGAAUCUGGUGAAUUUUCAACCAUGUUAAGUCUCACGCAGCACAUGAAAAAUAGUUAUUAAAAGUUUGGGUUAUACGCCUGCAUAAUUUAAGGAAACUAUCAUAAUAUCAGGAAUACACCAUAAUAUCAGGAAUACACCAGUAUUUUAGACUCUUAGACUCUUAGAGGGUUUUCAAUCAAACAAACCAGCACUAUGCAAGGUUUAUUUACGCAAUAGUAACCUCCCUUUUUCUUUAAAUGCAAGAUUAUCACCUGACGAUGAGGAAAAGAUGUUAAAAAUGCCCUUUGCCUGGUAUGCGUUGCUCUUCAUUCCAGCAUGUUUGAGUGGUGAAGCAGCUGCUUGCAUAAACAUUGAGUGGGGUCAACUUUUCAGUCGCCCCUAGGUUAAGGACACUGGUUAGCAGGUGCACUUACAAUCAUGACAGCAUGUGUGUCAGGAUUAUAUCCUAAAAAUUGGUUGUAUAAGUGUGUAUGACAGACAGCUUUACAGAAGGAAAAAACACAACAAAACUGAACAAAAGAGAAGUUUAUUUGGUGUGUAGUUUAAUUUUAAAAUUGAUCCAUGUCCCUUAUAUUAACAUGGAGGAAGUGGAGCUUAUGAUUUGCACGGUGGGGGGACUCUAGAUCUUUUGGCUUCACUUGAGGCAGGGUGUUGUGUUGUCCAUUCUUUUUACCAUCUAUGAUGUGACAAAUUGUCUGGAUUAGACUAUAUAGGAUGUUUGAGGUGUGAAAAACCGCUGCAGUGUUUUUUUUCCAUCAGCUCUGUCUCCACUGUCACUGUCACCCUAACUCAUAUCAUGUCUUGUGUGUUUGAGAGCUUCACGGUAUCAGCAGUAUUGUAUUAACCCCAGCCUAAAUGAGUGGACCACCGACUUUAUACUGUUUAAUGAGAGACGUGUGUGUUAUGAAGCUGCUUUAUGAGCCUCUGGAGUCGAGCCAUUAAAACCCUGAAACGGACCACAAUGAUGGAUGCAGAUUCCCAUGAUGCUGACUGAAUGAAUGAUAGGUAGCUUCGUUAUAAAACCACUGUUUGAAAUGAACUAAAUUAUUUUUCUGGUUGAAAAACAACCGCUCAACAAGAUAGUUUGUCAUCUUUUAUUAAACUGAUUCAGUUUUCCACAUUAAUGCUCUUAGAGGCUUUAAAAGUUUUCUUUAUUUUUUUCCUUUUGAAAUCUAAUGAGCUGCUGAUUGAUUUAUUUUUCUUCCAUUCCUGUACAUUAACUGUAUUUUAAGACCAGUCACUCCAAUUCUUUCCUUUAAGUUGUUACUGUAUUUAUUUGAAGUGCCAUUUUGUUUCCACAGCAUUGUUCUCACUAUGCAAUCUUUGUAUUUAUUUUGUAGUAUUAUAUAGACGAGGCUGCAGAAGGUGGGAUGAUUUUUUUCAUAAUUAGCAUGUACAGUAUGAUUUUAUCUCAGUUGAACAUGUCUUAAAGAAACCUCAGAUGCAUCUUUUUUUCCUCAUACCAAAACUGAUGACGGUUACCUUUUAAAGUCUUACAGUAUUUAUUAUGUUGCUUAGUAUCAGAUUCACAUGGGGUUUGCAGAAACAUUUGAUAUCUUUGACUUUCUUUGCAUAAGACUUGAACUCCAGUUUGUGUGUUUGCAGUGCUUAAAGCAAGGGAGCUGUUUUUAUAGAAAAACAGAUACAAAAACUAGUGAGGAUGGCAUUGUGCCUUUACUGACGGUGAUAUGAUCCAAUAAGGAUCAUUGCUGUUACUCUGUUAAGUCUGAAAGAGGUCAGAAGGUUUGAAUAGAUUCAUUUAGCUUCUGUUGAAGGACGCUUGAGGAGUUUUCUCCACGCUGUGCUCACUUCUGAUAGGUCAAAUAUCAUCUCUGAAUUGUUUCAAUCUCUGGUGGGCAUUGAAUAGCAUCGUUUUUGUUGCUGUAAACCCGCCUCUUCAGAUGAAGAAUGCUUAAAAUGUAUCAUGUACAUAAUGAGGUCACAAUAAAAACAUGAGGAUCUUGUUUUCAAGCUGA
Messenger RNA from Cheilinus undulatus (humphead wrasse), 6531 nucleotides. It is a transcript of the gene rps6kb1a, whose product is annotated as ribosomal protein S6 kinase b, polypeptide 1a. The record is from RefSeq and is a predicted model, not a curated record. The transcript has 15 exons. Bases 126 to 1655 code for a protein of 509 amino acids. NCBI's taxonomy places the organism in Eukaryota, Metazoa, Chordata, Actinopteri, Labriformes, Labridae. Gene Ontology annotation, molecular function: ATP binding; protein serine/threonine kinase activity. Gene Ontology annotation, biological process: protein phosphorylation; signal transduction.